This is a messenger RNA of Cydia strobilella, 4141 nucleotides long. It is a transcript of the gene Pkc53E, whose product is annotated as protein kinase C, brain isozyme-like. Lineage: Eukaryota; Metazoa; Arthropoda; Insecta; Lepidoptera; Tortricidae. Gene Ontology annotation, biological process: peptidyl-serine phosphorylation; intracellular signal transduction. The record is from RefSeq and is a predicted model, not a curated record. The coding region runs from base 145 to 2151 and encodes 668 amino acids. The transcript is spliced from 14 exons. Gene Ontology annotation, molecular function: diacylglycerol-dependent serine/threonine kinase activity; ATP binding; zinc ion binding.
AACCUUUAUGCACUCAGUUGACACAAAACGCAAUGACGUUCGGCUGAGAGCGGUGGUCCGGUCGUGUGUUCGUGUAGUCUAGCGAAUUCAGUGAAUUAAGUAUUUCCGAAUCCACCGGCGUUCAGCUCGCCACCGCGCGUCGCCAUGGCGGACGAGGAGAACAACUGUGAUGAUGGUGGUGAUCUGAAGUUAGGGCAGGCGUUCCGGCAGCGGGGCCGAAAGGGUGCCCUGAAAAAGAAGAAUGUUUAUUUCGUGAAGGAUCACAAGUUCAUGCCGAGAUUCUUCAAGCAGCCAACGUUUUGCUCGCACUGCAAGGAUUUUAUAUGGGGUUUCGGCAAACAAGGCUUCCAAUGUCAAGUAUGCAGCUUUGUGGUCCACAAGAGAUGUCACGAGUACGUUACGUUCACGUGCCCCGGCGCCGACAAGGGGGCGGAUUCCGACGAUACCCGCACAAAGCACAACUUCCGCGCCCACACAUACGCGUCGCCGGCGUUCUGCGACCACUGUGGGUCGCUUCUCUACGGGCUUAUCCACCAGGGGCUCAAGUGCCAAGCAUGCGACAUGAACGUGCACAAGCGUUGCGAGGAGUCGGUGCCCAACCUGUGCGGCUGCGACCACACGGAGCGACGCGGACGCAUACAGCUAACCGUCACCGCCGCCGGAAACAAGCUCACUGUCGAAGUAAAGCAAGGCCGCAACCUGAUCCCGAUGGACCCGAACGGUCUCUCCGACCCCUACGUCAAGAUGAAGCUGAUUCCAGACUCCGACAACGUCAAGAAAAAAACCAAGACCAUCCGCAGCACCCUCAACCCCGUGUGGAACGAGACCCUCACCUUCGACCUGAAGCCGGAGGAUAAAGAUCGCAGGCUGCUUAUUGAGGCCUGGGACUGGGACCGCACAUCCCGCAAUGACUUCAUGGGCUCCCUAUCCUUCGGGAUCUCAGAGCUGAUGAAGGCCCCCGCCGACGGCUGGUUCAAGUUCCUCACCCAAGAAGAAGGCGAAUUCUACAACGUGCCGGUACCCGAGGAAGGUGCUGACUUGGCCCAGCUGAAGACCCAGAUGAGAGCGACCACUGUUGGAUCACGACGGGCCCCGCCACCGCCUGAUAGAGAGGUUCCACAUAAUAUGGCGGCCUCUGAUGUUAUCAGAGCAUCUGAUUUCAAUUUUAUUAUGGUGCUUGGCAAAGGAUCGUUCGGAAAGGUGAUGUUAGCUGAGCGGCGUGGAACAGACGAGCUGUAUGCUAUCAAGAUCCUAAAGAAAGAUAUUAUAAUCCAAGACGACGAUGUGGAGUGCACGAUGGUGGAAAAGCGGGUGUUGGCGCUCAGCACGAAGCCGCCUUUCUUGGUGCAACUGCAUUCCUGCUUCCAAACUAUGGAUCGCUUGUACUUCGUGAUGGAGUACGUGAACGGAGGGGAUCUGAUGUUCCAGAUACAACAGUGUGGGAAAUUCAAGGAACCCGUUGCUGUGUUCUACGCAGCGGAGAUAGCAAUCGGGCUCUUCUUCCUGCAUUCCCGCGGCAUCGUGUACCGCGACCUGAAGCUGGACAACGUGCUGCUGGACCAAGAUGGCCACAUCAAGAUCGCCGACUUCGGCAUGUGCAAGGAAGGCAUCAACGGCGACAAAACUACCAAAACCUUCUGCGGAACUCCAGACUACAUCGCGCCAGAGAUCAUUCUCUACCAGCCAUACGGAAAGUCCGUGGACUGGUGGGCGUACGGUGUGCUGCUGUACGAGAUGCUAGUUGGUCAGCCGCCAUUUGAUGGUGAAGAUGAGGAGGAACUCUUCGCUGCUAUCACUGAUAAUAGCGUGUCGUACCCCAAAACACUUAGCAAGGAAGCCAAGGACGCGUGCAAGACGUUCCUAAUGAAGAACCCUCAGAAGCGGCUCGGCUGCGGCCUCAAGGGCGAAGAAGAUGUUCGCACGCACCCGUUCUUCCGCCGCAUCGACUGGGCGCGCAUCGAGGCGCGAGACGUGCAGCCACCCUUCAAGCCUAAGAUCAAACAUCGCAAAGACGUGUCCAACUUCGACAAGCAGUUCACCACGGAGAAGACCGAGCUGACGCCAACCGACAAACUCUUUAUGAUGAACCUCGACCAGACGGAAUUCAUGGGCUUCUCUUUCCUCAACCCCGAAUAUGUGCAGCACGUCUGAACAUUUAGGGUUGAUUUCUUCAAUUUCGACGCUGGCGCGAAAUCGGCAUCGGUUUCUGAACGUGAGCUCUCUCUAUCCCUAUCGCUCUCACGGCGCCUGCCGUUCAUUAUCUCACUUUGACUAUGAACUGUUCCGUUCGAAAACUAUGAUCUGUAAUUUGUAUUCCUUUAUAUAUUGACGGAAUCGUAACUUGGAAUUUUUAGAAACACCAUUUUUUCGUAGGUGUAAGUAUAAGAUGUAAUUUAAUCGUUUGCUCAUUUUUUACCUAAAAUGUUUAUUUACCCAUCCAUUAAGACAUGACAAAAGUAUAUUAAGAACUAAUUAACCUAUUUAUUUUGUUUACUGUUUUUUCAGUACAAUAAGUUCGCUAUCUCAACGAAUUUCAAUCAAAGCAAUACUAAUCGGAAUUAUCUUUUAUUACUAAGAUAAUAUACUUCAUUGUUACUGUCUUACAUCUGUCAUUUUUAAAUGACAGUAAUACGUUUACUUUCGUUAAUUUUUUACUUGUAUAACACCAAAUCAUGUUUAUUUUUAUUCGUACUCUGUAUAUCGUAUCUUGGGGCCACUUGGUAUUAAUAAAUGUUAGUGACACGUUUGAUGCCAUUUGUCAAUAGAUUAUCGAUCUAAUCUUAAGUUAAUAGGGUUUAUAUUAGUUUGGCAAUGUUGACAGAUGGCGUCUUCAGAGGGCCUACCGCCUAACAUCGGAGUUCGCAAAUUGCGGGCAAUCCUACUCUUUUACUCCAAUUAAGGCGUAGUUAGAGUGACAGAGAAAGAUGCCCGCAAAUUUACGAACUUCGAUGUUAGUGGGCCAUCCACAUAUUCGGCCACCGUAGGCUAAGGGACGCAUGUAUGCGUUAGAGGGAGCAAGUAAUACUGUCCCUUAGAUUGGCCUACGUUGGCCGAAUAUGUGGACGGACUCGGCAGUAGGCCCUCAGCUCUAACGCAUCUCACAUUGUCAUAACAUAUCAGUGUUAAUUGUAAAAAUAUAAAUAAUUCUGUGUCGUGUCUAUGGUGGGUGGUAUUAUACUUGAUAAGUAUUUGAUAAUAAUUUUUUCCUUUAUUUAAUAAUUGUUUGUAUUAUUGAAGCUCACUGUAUUAGAAUCUCAGGAGUUCUAAGACCACUUGUUUUUAAUCAAUUUUGUUUUCUAUUAUUUAGUCACGUUGAAAGAUCAAUUGUUUAUACUAUUAAUUCUAAUGCCAUUUUCGUAUGUGGAUUUUAUCUAUAUUUACCGUUAUAUUAUAGCCAUGAAAUCAUUUUGAAUCGGCUGUAUUAAGUUUACAUUGUCUAUGGUUUGUUGAAUUAUUUUACUAUAGCCGGUCAAACAACUUUGUCAAUAGAAAAAGGCGCGCAAUUUAAAUUUUCUAUGGGACGAUUAGCCUUUGCGCCUACAAUUUUUAAAUUUGCCGUAUUUUUCUACUGACGGAAAUUGCUUGACAGACUAGAAUCAUUUUUACAGUCAUGAAUUUUCUGUGCUGGCCAUGUUUUACAUCGAUAUCGCCGAUGGGAAUACUCAUUAAAAAAAGUAUAAAUAAACCAAGCCAUUGGUUCGAACCAUAGACAUAGUAUAUACAAGUAGUUAUAGACGCGCCACCGAGCGACCGGGGGUAAGAGAAAGAAUAUUUAUAUAAAAUUUGGGCAGCAUAGGAUUUUUUCUCUUUCACUCUUAUGAAUUGCGGUAUUUCGUCAUCGCCUCCUACCUAUGAUGCCACCCGGUCGGUGAUAAGGACCAAGCCUGGCACUAUUUUCUCUUUCCUCUUAUAGGAAUCGCAAUAAGACUAUCUUCUCUAUCAAAGAAUCAGGCCCUUGGUUCAAACUAACUACUUGUAUAUACUAUGUCUAUGGUUCGACCACAACCACGACCUUGGUGCGGUCCGUACCGUGUUCGAUCGUGUAAAAAGCAAUUCGCCGUAGGUACCCAUGAAUAUUACUCUCACUAUCUCUCUUGCUCUAACACAUAGAUAGAGAUAGAAAGUUUCGAUAGGAAGCAUA